GUAAUUUAGAGCGGCGUGCCGGGCGGGAAUGUAAGAUGGCGGAGUAGCAACGCGAAGCUUUCGGUAUAAGUGUCUGGGUGGAGUUCGGUUCCCGUCUCCACAGCAGCUGUAAUCGUUGAGCGAAGAGAGCCUAGGGUGGUUGCUCAAGAUGCCGAAUAUCAAAAUCUUCAGCGGCAGCUCCCACCAGGAUUUAUCCCAGAAGAUCGCUGACCGCUUAGGCCUGGAGCUGGGCAAGGUGGUGACUAAGAAAUUCAGCAACCAGGAGACGUGUGUGGAAAUUGGUGAAAGUGUACGUGGGGAAGAUGUUUACAUUGUUCAGAGUGGUUGUGGUGAAAUCAACGACAAUCUAAUGGAGCUUUUGAUCAUGAUUAAUGCCUGCAAGAUUGCCUCAGCCAGCAGGGUCACUGCAGUCAUCCCAUGCUUCCCUUAUGCCCGGCAAGAUAAAAAGGAUAAGAGCCGAGCUCCAAUCUCAGCCAAACUUGUUGCAAAUAUGCUAUCUGUAGCAGGUGCAGACCAUAUUAUCACCAUGGAUCUACAUGCUUCUCAAAUCCAGGGCUUUUUUGAUAUCCCAGUGGACAAUUUGUAUGCAGAGCCAGCUGUCCUGAAGUGGAUUAGGGAGAAUAUCUCUGAGUGGAGGAACUGUACAAUUGUCUCACCUGAUGCUGGUGGAGCCAAGAGAGUUACCUCCAUCGCAGACCGGUUGAAUGUGGACUUUGCCUUGAUUCACAAAGAACGAAAGAAGGCCAAUGAAGUGGACCGCAUGGUGCUAGUGGGAGAUGUGAAGGACAGAGUGGCUAUUCUUGUGGAUGACAUGGCUGACACUUGUGGCACAAUCUGCCAUGCAGCUGACAAACUUCUUUCAGCUGGCGCUACCAGAGUUUAUGCUAUCUUGACCCAUGGAAUCUUUUCUGGCCCAGCCAUUUCUCGCAUCAACAACGCAUGCUUCGAAGCAGUAGUAGUCACCAAUACCAUACCUCAGGAGGACAAGAUGAAACAUUGCUCCAAAAUACAGGUGAUUGACAUCUCCAUGAUCCUUGCAGAAGCCAUCAGGAGAACUCACAAUGGGGAAUCUGUUUCCUACCUGUUCAGUCAUGUCCCUUUAUAAUAGAGUAACUUCUGAAGCUUUUUAAACAACAUCAACUCACCCCUUGUUUUUCCUUGGUAUUCGAUAACAAAUUUGGAAGACCCAGCUUGCUCCAGUAUACCUUUCCACAUCCCACAUUAGGCACAUUAGAGUUUAUCCUAAAUUGAGAAAAGAUAGAUUGAGGCUGACUGUUGGGAUUUCCUACCUGCCUUGUCUCAUUCCACCUUCCUUGAUUUUAUGAGCCUACCAGCUUUUUUUUGGUACCGGGGAUCGAACUCGGGUCCUUGUGCUUGCAAGGCUGGCAGUGGAACCACUGAGCUAAGUCCCGGGCCCCGACCUUGCAGCUUUAACUAGAGCUCAGCUGCUGCAAAAUUUCAAACUUUUGAGGUUUGUUUGAAACUUGAGUUUGUUAAAACUUUUAGGGUUGUUUGAAUGUGAUUAUGGAAGCUCAGACUCCUUUGCAUGCGAAUACUUCAGAGUUGUGCUUUGUUCAGAACAACCAGCCACAGAGGCCCCCCAGGUGUGACAAGUUCUCUAAGUUCUAUCCUAAAGUACAGAAACUUGGGCAGCCCUAAACCUAUUCCUAGUAGUGCAGGAGCCUGUAAGGCAAGAGUAGACAGCUCAGCUUGAGCAACUCCUGGCUGGGAUUGAAGGUGGGGAAGGGGAUAAUACAGUGAAGCAAAUAUUUCUUGGGAGGAAAAAGCCUGACGCGUCAUCUGCUUGUCUAUAUAGCUUGGAUUCUCCUACCUAUUCCUUUCUAUUUGGCUUUACCUACAGCCACUUCGACCUUCUGGCCAAAUAUCCCCUUGGGCCCAAAUGACUUGCUUCCUGCUUUGUCAUCUCUAACAUUCACAUUAGAUAAUUUGCUGUAACUCAAUCUUCCUUAGCCUGCUACCACCACAGUAGUAGGUUUUAGCUGGUAUCAUAUAGUGCCUUUUGAUUAAUUUAAGUAUUUAAUUUUCAUCUUCCUUCCUUGGAUUUGUUUAGCCUCUCAUGAUCUGAGAUUUCUGUUAAAAAGAUUGAUGGUAUUGUCUCUUGUAGAGGAAACUAAUAAAGUAUGUGUAUGUGA
Heterocephalus glaber (naked mole-rat) is the source of this 2153-nucleotide messenger RNA. Its product is annotated as ribose-phosphate pyrophosphokinase 1. Gene Ontology annotation, biological process: ribonucleoside monophosphate biosynthetic process; purine nucleotide biosynthetic process; 5-phosphoribose 1-diphosphate biosynthetic process. Gene Ontology annotation, cellular component: ribose phosphate diphosphokinase complex; cytoplasm. Gene Ontology annotation, molecular function: magnesium ion binding; ATP binding; ribose phosphate diphosphokinase activity. The record is from RefSeq and is a predicted model, not a curated record. NCBI's taxonomy places the organism in Eukaryota, Metazoa, Chordata, Mammalia, Rodentia, Bathyergidae.